Messenger RNA from Podarcis muralis (Common wall lizard), 2902 nucleotides. Lineage: Eukaryota; Metazoa; Chordata; Lepidosauria; Squamata; Lacertidae. The record is from RefSeq and is a predicted model, not a curated record.
UGCAUUGCAACGGGUCUGCUCCCUUUAAGCGAGACUUGUUUGCGUUUAAGGGAUCGGGGUCGAGCCGGGGAUUGUUGUGAUGAAGAUGAUUUUAACGCAAAUGGUUGUUCUAAUGCGUUCCUCCCCCUCUUACCGUUCCCUAUCCAAGGGGAAUCCAGCUCCCCUAGAAGCCCCUUCUGUUUAUUUAUUAUUAUUAUUUUUUUAAUAAUUCCAAAUGCCUUCGAGCUGGCUCGUGAUGGGAGUGAGGGAAGGGCACUCAGCACAUGCCCAGAGGUGCCCUCUUCCCUAUAGUCGAGGAAAAUCAGCCCAAAAACAAAACACAAAAGAGGGGGGCACUCAGGAUCGUUCUAGAAUCUGUCGCUAGAUUCUGGAAGAUUCAUUGGCCCAAGGCUGCCAAAGUCUCUGUUCAGAUUAAGCAACGAAGCUGGUUCUUAUGUUAUGGCUGUGACAGGGACUUGGUCACAGGAAUUUAGCUGAAAGGUUGUGCAUGACUCCCUUUUAUCCAGUGUUAACAAUCUGUAGGAUUGGUGGAUUGUGGAAAUGAAAUGAAUUGGCUGUUGCUGAUGGGGGAAUCUCUUUUCCUAAUUCAAAUUGACAGCAACAUGGUGAAUUUAUACUCUCCCUAUUCAUCUUUUCUUUUCCCCCUUAACAUUUCCAGUAGUGGAUGCUGUUGGACUUUAGCAUUUGUUUGUUUGUUUAGAAAAGUGCAAAAGAGCUGGAUUUGGCAACUUGAUGCAUAGCAUGAUAGCUUUAAAAUGAAUCAACCAGGGUUGUUUUUUAAAAGUAUUUCUCAAAGUUAAAUUUUGAAAGUAGGGUUAGAAAAUGGUCAGAAUUCAAAUGCAAUCCACUGAAACAUUGCCAAGCUUCAGAUCUGUGCAAAAUGUAUUUGCUGUUCUAGUCGGUUCUAUUUUGUAUUUCAACAUAUUUCUAUAGAACUGGACGAGCAGCAUCUGGAGAAAGUAUUUGCAGAGAGGCUGGGAGACUGCUCUUUAUCAGGAGAUACCAGUUAAAAAUGUAUUAAUAUUCUGCUUGGGCUGUUUUCUAGGGCUGUUUGGAAAUGGGUUCCAGAGCAGAACAGACUCAGUUCUGAGUCCUGCAUUAUAGCCGUGCCAAGAGAUACCUGCUAGGUUUGUCUCCUGGUAAUACAGAUCUGCAUCUAAGUAAUGGCAAGAGCGAUGUCCCUGUAGCUGAACGCGCUCUUGUUCCUGGUGCCCAAUGGAGCCAUCUCACAGGUGGCAUGUCGACAGGGGUGAUGGGCAUCCAGCGGAGCUGCAGGCAAAGGCUCGGGUGCUGGUGCCAGGCGGGAGUAGUUGGCCACGAGCGGAAAACCAUGGCAGCGUCGGGCUUGAAAACCAGGUGAUAGAAACCUGCCCCCCAGUUCCUUGGGCUCACUAUAUGCAGACCCCACUCAGCAAUGACAGCCCCCAGAACCACACGGCCUUAGAGGACAGGCCCUCUCAUCCCGAGAUCUACAGCAUUGCCCUGUGGGGGCCCAAACUGCAUUCGGCGCUGACCAGGCACAGAGGGGGGCGGUCCAAUGCACAGGCCUCCCCUCCGGCCUCCAAGCAUCUGGAUCCGCCAGGAGAGGGAGACGCCGCAGACGAAGGGUCCAUGGUGUUGAUUGAUGCUGAAGGGGUCCCCCACACUGUGUCACGCCAAGAGGUCGAGCAGGCUGGGCAGAUGCAAUCCUCUGAGCCCGAGCUGUUGGCGUCAGCCCCGCCGCCCCGGCAGCUGUACUUCUGCCCCAUUUGCCUACGGACGUUCCUGUACCAGUCGGACCUGGAGCGCCACAGCAUCACCCAUUCGGAGAGCAAGCCGUACGUGUGCCGCGAGUGCGGCAAGGCUUUCAAGCGCUCCUCGCACCUUCAGAGGCACAAGCACAUCCACACCGGCGAACGGCCCUUCAGUUGCCCGGUCUGCCGCAAGGGCUUCCGGGAAUCUGGGGAGCUCCUGCGCCACCAGCGAGUCCACACCGGGGAGAAGCCGUACCAGUGCCAGAUCUGCCGGUUGCGCUUCACGGAGCGCAACACCCUCCGCCGACACGCCAAGCGCAAGCACGCCCGUGAGACCUACUACCAGCGCUCCGUCGAGGAGGGAGGCGGCAGCUGGACGACGGCAGGAGACUGGGAAUCGGAAGUGGUGGCGGGAAGCGGUGACUGGGGGCCGGAGGAACUUGGGAGUGGCUGGACCAAUGAAUCGGUGGAGGACUGGGUCGGGGAUGGGAGCCACUGGGGAGAAGCUGCAGAAGGCGGGGCAGGAAGCACUCCAGUAGCUAUGUCACAGAUACCAGAGACAGAACACAGCAAGGACAAAGACAAGCCUGGGAUCCAGCCCUCAUAAAUAUGCAAAAACUAGGUGGGGCGGGGGGCACCAGGGACUGGGACAUGAACUCUGCCCUGCAACUGUCUAAAAGGACUUAAACAUCUGUAACUGCAUUGAGACUUUUCCUGCCCCCUCAAGUGAGGGCAUGAGACUGAGGAUAGGACCGUUUCCUAGAGCUGCUCUAGAAUAUUAUGGCCUUUGAAGUAUCAAUCGGUGGGCAUCACCAAAGACUGGAGAAUGCUACUGGUGGACAGGGAAAAACAUAACUGUCCCCUCCUUCCAACAAUUAUAUCAUGACAUCCAGAGCUGUUGAGGGAUUGGAGAAACAGUGUUAUGUGUUAAACUCUGUAGCAGAGUAUAGCAAAUGAAACUGGGGAAUUUGCUGUUUCUUGUGGUUUCCCAGAGGAAUGGGUACUGGGUGAUGUGUGCUCCUCUCCCGGUUUGUACCAAACAAAAUGCCGAUACACGUUGGUCCUCUGUAAGAUUAUUUGCCCCAUUCUGAGUUGCUUUCUUGGCUCCUCCAUGCAGUGGGGCAUUUUCAAGUUUGCAAACUUUUCAAUGAAUUAACAUAUGCAAAAGA